AUGUCCAAAAUUUUUGCCUUUCUUGGGCUUCUUCUCGUUCUUUGUGGUGUGUUGAGUCAAUUACAUCAACAACCUUUCCACUUGGUCCACGCAAAAGAGCAACAAGCAACAGUGGGUUCCAUCAAAAUUACCACGACUACAACAGCAAUCGAAAGUGGCUCUUCAUUGUCUGGAACUAUCACUGUGUAUGACAGUGCAGGAAAAGUUUCCACAGUGUCUGGCAAGGUGUCAUUGGGACUACUAAAUACUGGAGCCACUUAUGUAGGAUCUAAUUCUCUCUCUAUCGUAAAUGGAGUUGCAACAUUUUCCGUCCUCCUUUCCACUCCAAUAACUUCAGAUGUCGUUUUGGCUGCAGGUUUGACAUAUGAUGGCAGUCCUUACAUCGACACGAAGGUUGUAAGAGUGAAUAACAAUGCGGGUGGAAAUAAGGACUACACAGAUUAUUGGGUCGGUCAAUGGAAUGUUCAGUCAGGCUGUGAUGUUUCGACCUGUUGUUGUUUAGAUGGGCAAGUGAUUGUUACUCGCGAAGGUUUGAAUUUGGUGAAAAUUCAGUCGAAUAUGAAAGGCGCAUGUCAAACCAGCUUCGUUACCCUAUAUAUUGGAGGUAUUAAUUCCGAUACUUCUCUUUCUGCAAUUAUUGGAACUUCUUACACAAUUAAAAGGAUCGGAAAUACCAUUCAAGUGAACAAUGUGUUGUACAACCGUUGCAGUGGAAGCGCUGUAUGUACAACCGCCUGUCCUCGUUCCAAUGCUUCUUCAUUGAAGGUUUCUGUGUUGGGUUUUAUUGUCAUGCUUAUGUCCUUCUUGUUGUUCAUUCUUUAA
Messenger RNA from Naegleria lovaniensis, 822 nucleotides. RefSeq lists its product as uncharacterized. The transcript has a single exon. The record is from RefSeq and is a predicted model, not a curated record. NCBI's taxonomy places the organism in Eukaryota, Heterolobosea, Eutetramitea, Acrasida, Naegleriidae. The coding region runs from base 1 to 822 and encodes 273 amino acids.